Cuscuta epithymum is the source of this 2070-nucleotide messenger RNA. The record is from the annotation of a GenBank genome assembly. Lineage: Eukaryota; Viridiplantae; Streptophyta; Magnoliopsida; Solanales; Convolvulaceae.
UGUCUUGCCGAUCUAAAUUUUCAUUAGAGUCCGGCGGUCGGACCAACUGGGAAAAUCAGAAAUGCCGCAAACCCCAAAUAUUUGCGCAUAGGAGAAACACAGAAAAGCCACCACUAACUCCCGGUAACUGGCCAUAGGCGGGCGGCUGAGACGGUGAACCACCGGCCGGUCUCAGCUGGGUGAAGGAAAUUCUGGGGGAAAUGCGCGACCAGGAGGAUAUUCGUAACCUUCCGAUUGAUAUCGCUUUCACUCGGCUAGGAGAAUGGUUGGUCGAUCGAAAGAGGAUUCCGGCGGAUUGGCGGAAACGGUUGGCAGCUGUGAGAGCAAAAAUAAUGACGGCAUUCGCUUCCAUUCCAAAGGACUUGGAUCCUUACUUUCUUACUCUCGAGGCUGAAGGAAUCGGUUAUUUAGAAGCCAAAGACGUGUAUGAGGUUCUUCAGAAGUCAACCCCAGAAAGUCGCAAUAUCUUUGGGCAGCUUUCAGGUGCUGCUGGUAUAUGGGAAGCAAUUGUACGUUCUUACGAGAAAGAUCAUAUUUUUCUUGGUGAGGCUGCUCAGAUAAUGGUUCAAAAUGUCAAUUAUGAAAUCCCCUACCACAAGAAACAGAUUCAGAAGGUUCAAAAUCAACUAUCUGAGCUGGAGCGCAAAGAGGCUGAUAUAAAAAGACUUGCAGCUCUUUCAGCUGCUAAAUUUAUCGAGGCUUGUCAGGAGCUAGGGUUGCAGGGACUAAAUGUGAGGUCAGAGUUGUUAGAGACCGCAACAAGGACACUUCCGAGCACUUUCAGCAGAAUUUUGGAAGUUCUGAAUGGUGAUUCUGUCUCCCAAGCUAUUGAUUAUUAUUCAAACUUUGUUAAGGAAGCUCACAUAGAAAAGAAUAAGACACCAUGUGCUGUACUACAAAAUUUGAGGGGUGCUCGAGAGAAAUCACCAUCCCUUAAUGUAUUUGUCAGCUCAGAGAUACAUGAUGCUGAAACUGUGCAAACCAGUCACUAUGGGGUAAGUCACGCUAUUGCCGACGCAGACAGCGCAGCAGAUGGCAUUGAUUGGGAUAUCACCCUAGACAGCUCCCAGAUUGAUUGGGACAUUGGUACUACUGUAGAAGAAACAGAGGAAAAUGGUAAUGGAUUUGGUCCUUAUGAGAUUGUUAAUGCCAUUGAUACUGAGGCCCCUGUUUCAGAAAUAUCUUGGGAUAUUAAUGUGGACAAUCCCCAAGUAGAUGUGGCUACAGAAGUUAACUUGUUGAAUUCCUUAUUGCACGUGAAUGCUUCAACUGACGCCUACAUCACUGGUAGUGAAAGGAGUCCUCUUCUGGAAACGGAAUAUAGGAAUGGGAUUCUUGAUGAUUUAUUUGAGGUCAAAGCAUUUCUGAAUCAACGGUUGAUAGAGUUAACAAAUGAAGAAACUCUUUCUUUGCAACAUCAAGUACAGGCAUUUGCACCUUUUGUGCUGCAACAGUUUACUUCUGAUUCAAUUCAAAUGAUGCUAUCUGAUAUUUCCUCAGCUAUAUCUUUGCUGACAAAUAGGAAAACUCGAGACAUGAUCAUGAUCCUCAACUCCAAAAGAUUUCUUGAACGCAUGGUAAAUACAUUGGAGGAAAAGAAGUGGCAUGAAGUUAAGCUAAAGGAGGGAUUGAAGGACUUGGCUUCUAAACACAUGGAACUGCAGAAUUCUUUAUCUUCAUCCUGGCCAAAACAAGAUGCGGUUAUUGUGAGAACCAGGAAGUUGAAGGAGCUUUGUGAGAAGACAAUUUCAUCCAUGUUUGAUGGGCGGCCUGUCAAUAUAAUCGGAGAGAUUAAUACAUUGCUGACAAGUAUCUGAUUUCCACACACCAGUUCAUAGAUUUUGUGGUAAUUUUGGUGGUAGCUGAUAUACGUUAAAGAUAACUGAGACAAUUUAACAGCAACUUUACCACAAGCUAGUGUACAAAUUCAUUGGUAGAAACUGAAAUUUCCAGACUAGCUUGAUAAAUCCUGAAUAAAUUUGUUAUACUGGUAACUCCUACGGAGUAUAAUAAAACACUUGAAUAAAAUGCAUAGAACAUCUUCUUUGGCAUCGGUUCAACGGGCUGGAC